This is a messenger RNA of Closterium sp. Naga37s-1, 1182 nucleotides long. Lineage: Eukaryota; Viridiplantae; Streptophyta; Zygnematophyceae; Desmidiales; Closteriaceae. The record is from the annotation of a GenBank genome assembly.
AUGCCUCUUAAGCCACGGACUACGAAGUCUUCAGCCACCAUGGUGCCUCUUGAGGAUCCGAAGGAUCAACCGCUGGAGCAGAAUGGCAGCGCGGAGCCUGGAACUAAUGCUCCGGCUAUCGUCCCGGCUGGAGAGGGUCAAGGCGCUCCCUCUCUUUCGCAGGCUCCUGCUGUGUCUGUUCCGGCACCGGUCGCGCCAUCAGCUCCCGCGCCUGCGACGCAUGCUCCUGAGGAAGGGGACGACGAAGAUGAGGAUGAGGAUGACGGAUACUUAAGUGAUGAUCCGGAUGAAGGCAUUGAUGUUCAAAUGAAGGGUGUGCUCGCGUCCAAGACCCGCAUCACGCUGACACUGCUGAUUCCGUUUGAGCUGGCGAGUGAGAUGCCUGCGGUGAAGCCGUCGGUGAAAGCGCUUCUGGUGUUUCUUAGGAGGAAGCUGUCGGACAACGUGCUGGAUGGUGUGGCGUUUCAGGAGCUCCUUCCGACGUACCUGUCCAGGAUGCACUUCAGCCGGCUUCAAGUCACGCUUCCCACGGCUGACGAUGCUGAGGUUGUCCGCCAGCAUCGCGUGGAGCACGUCGUUGGGUCCACCAAGCACCAUUUCGGCUGGCAGCACCCGGUUAACCGCUCGUUCCUGAAGGCGAAGAGCGACCUGCCGGAAGGGGAGGAAGUUCUACUCAAGGGGGUUCCUGCGGAGAUCACGCCUCUCAUUGUUUAUGAGUCGUUGGUGGUCGCGAAGCUGCAGAAGCGCGGCCGAUCGGCGUUUCUGCAAGGAGCAGGUUUCCAUCGUGUGGUCGAUCCGGUCUCUGGCCUGGACACGGACAAGAUCCGUGGUCUGGUGCUUCCGCAUCCCGACGACAAGUACCGUUGGCGUCAUCUGGUGGAGGAUCCGCUCACUGAUGCGACGUUCCUGUUGGCAAGGGUAGUGAAGAAGAUUCUCCGGGACCCUGCUCUGGUCCUGAUCUCAACGGGACCCAACGCGGAGGAGUGGUUGUGUGUCCAGGAGUGCUGCGACCGUGCACACGGGGAGACCUUCGCGCAGGCUGCAGCUCACAUCGGAUCCUUUGGUCAUGGUGCGGCGUUGGGUGCGGCUGGCGUUGCGACUCGUGCGAGCAAGGCGAAGCAAAGUCUGCAGGCCGCGAAGAAGCUGUACGGGAUUCGGGCGGAGACAGCAAAGGCGAAGUGA